UGGCAAGUUAGUGUAUCUUAGUCUGAAAUGAUGGAGCAUGAGCUAAGAAUUUACCCCCACACUGACUUUGUCUCUCUUUAGUUUCCCUUUCUGUCUUGUGGUUUCUGAUUUUUGUUCCUAUAACAGAACGCGUCACUUGAUGUGGUCAGACUGAACACUAAACUAGAGAGUGCUGAAGUUCAACAGGAAGUUUAACAGAUCUGCAGGAUGGUUCAGCCGACGUCACCCAACAUCAGAGCUUUGCUUUGCUGUCACACUGUGAUCUUCCACCUCCUGAUACUUCGCUCUGCAGGUCAGUCUACAGCGGUAAAUCACCCAAUAGUGGCGACAGCAGGUGAUGACAUCACUUUGCCAUGCCUCCUGCAACCUGCCAUGGAUGCUGUCUCCAUGACUCUGGAGUGGUCAAGACCUGACCUGAACCCCAAGUUUGUCCAUGUGCAGCGUGAUGGCAAGCAUGUGCCCGCUGAGCAAAACCCAGCCUACACAGGAAGAACAUCAGUGUCCACUGAGAAUCUGAAGCACGGAGACCUGUCACUGAAACUCUCCACGGUGGAGCUGUCUGAUAGCGGCACGUACAGAUGCUACGUUCCAGAAGUGAACAAAACAUCAGUCAUCGGUCUUUCUGUUGAUCCAAAGGAUGGUUUACCGGACAUCUCUGACAUUCGGAGCUUUGCUUUUCUGUCCAACAGUGAUGCUCUUUCUUCUGAUAUUUUCUUCAAAAGGUCAGUCUCAGGUUAUUGCUCCAUCUCAUCCAACAGUGGGAAAUAGCAUCAUUUUGCCAAAGGACCUGAACCCUGCCGUGUCUCCUGUCUUCCUGUCCCUGGAGUGGUCAGGACCUGACCUGACAGACAUAUCACUGAAACGCUCCAGAGUGGAACUCUCUGAAGACGGCUCCUACAGGAGCUAUAAUAACAGCAGUUCAUCUCUCUUGCUGCUGCUUGCAUCCCGUGUGGCUCUCACAUUUAUGUGAUCGGUUUUGGUGGUUACUGUCGUCGUCUGACUGAAUGCCAAGUAAACCUUUGCCCUUGUGGCGAAAUGUUCGCCUAAUGUCCACCUCAAGGCCACGGACUGUAUUAAAGAAGUGGACGUAGCCUCCGAUCUGAAAGGUGAAGCCAAUGCUUGGGUGCCUUUAACCUACAUCAUUUCUGACAGCCAGCAGGGGGCGACUCCACUGGUUGCAAAAAUAAACUGGAUUGUUUCGAGGUCUUUAAGAAAAUGACCCAACUUCUCGUUUGAUUUAUUACAAUAUACAUUGUCCCAAUGAGUUUGCUUUCUCAGUUACUAAUUUCAAGUCUUCUUCAACACAGCAUGAUGUUCAUUUUGUUAAUCAUGGUCCCAUUUAGACACCAUCUGUGACACCUGUGAAUUUUCAUCGUCAAACUAAUUUUCCUACAUUCUGGUGAAUGUUUAUGCACAAAUGUUUGCAUUUUCUGCAACAACUUAUGGUGUUAACGUUCUUAACUUUGUCAAAAAAAGUCCUCUGCUACUUUUGUGUUUUUGUUGGGGUGUGGGGGGAUGGAUGCUCUAAAUAUUGAGUCCCCCCUGAAAUCUAUGUUGUGAUGUAUAAGAUUGCAUAUAUGUUACACAGUAGAUUUCACACUACCUCCACCUUACAAAUGUCUGUCAGUCACAACUACAUGAAUUCAUUGUUUGAGUUGGUGUGCAGACUGGGGAUAAAAAUGUCACUCUCUAAAAAUGGUUAAACUCUUACUGUGGGUGGAAUUGCUUCAUAUCCUGUAAGACUAAUCUAGCUUAUUUUAUUUUUCUCAGUCAUGUAUUUUAAAGUUGUUCUGAUGCGUUUCCUUUAUCUGAUGUGAACCAUUUUGUGUUGUGUGUGUGAAAGUUUUAAUAAAAC
This is a messenger RNA of Epinephelus lanceolatus (giant grouper), 1855 nucleotides long. Lineage: Eukaryota; Metazoa; Chordata; Actinopteri; Perciformes; Serranidae. The record is from RefSeq and is a predicted model, not a curated record.